Molecule: messenger RNA, 1032 nt
Organism: Naegleria fowleri
Lineage: Eukaryota; Heterolobosea; Eutetramitea; Acrasida; Naegleriidae
Exons: 2
Coding region: 1-1032 (343 amino acids)
Source: RefSeq, a predicted model, not a curated record
AUGACCAAACUUUCAUUCGAUCAUAGGGCCCUACUUUUGUUAUUCUUUCUUUCACUUUCUUCUUUCUUCUUCUUUCAACUAGGAACCAAACCCCUCUCACGUAAUACAUCCAAUGAAAUGAAAACCAAGAUUUGCCAUUCGAAAGGAAACCCCAAUCGCAACAACAACCACACCGUUUCGACCUUCAUCCCAAACAAACGAAAAUUUCGACCGGCUCAAUUCAUACAACAACAACCCAAUCAUUCAAAAUACAAAAAAACAUUCAACAAAAUUGCCAUCUUGUGGAAUGGUUCCGUUCGAACGUUUGGACAAGUCUUCUACUUUUUAAGAAAUGAGUUUUUAGCGUUUAAUGAAUGGCCAGAUUUGUAUAUUUCCAUGGUUUAUCAAGAUGAUAGAGAGAAAAUGUCAUUUGAUUCUGUUUCUAGCAUGUUGAAGAAUGUGAUGGUGGCACGAGUGGAAAAAUUUGAUUUGGAAUCAUUGAAAGCAAGAGCUCGAAAGGUGUAUUCACAUUUUCCAUUUACGCGAACGGAAUGUCAACAUUUAUUUACGAUCGAAAAGUGUAAUAACUGGGUUUCUUCCAUGUCACUCAUUCGAGACUCAUUUGAGGACAUGAAAAAACAUAAUGACAUGAUGAAGGAAAAGUUGCAAUUGAAUCGUGAUUACUACGACAUUGUGGUACGGUUGCGUUCUGAUGUCUUGUUUGAAAAUAGAGUGGAUUUAUUGAAAUUUAAGAUCGAUGAAAAUACUUUGUAUACACCAUUGGUGUAUAACUGGGGAGGUGUGAAUGAUCAAGUGUCAUUUGGCUCGAUGAAAGUUAUGGACUCUAUGUCUCAAUUGUUUUUUGAAAUUGAGAAUAUUAUGAAUGACAACAAAGCAAUGCUUCACCCAGAGACUUUCUUGAAAAAACUGAUUUUACAACGUCAACACAACAUUGUCAAUGUUCCUCUUGGUUACCGUUUGAUUAGAAAUUUGCAAUUUGAAAGCCCAUCCGACGAAAUCAGAGAGCCCUUCGAUGAAUAUGACUUUUCAUAA